Molecule: messenger RNA, 3051 nt
Organism: Setaria italica (foxtail millet)
Lineage: Eukaryota; Viridiplantae; Streptophyta; Magnoliopsida; Poales; Poaceae
Product: receptor protein kinase-like protein ZAR1
Exons: 2
Coding region: 474-2759 (761 amino acids)
Biological process (GO): protein phosphorylation
Molecular function (GO): ATP binding; protein binding; protein kinase activity
Source: RefSeq, a predicted model, not a curated record
CUAGGCAAGCUGCAGUACCGCCAGCAUCCUUCACCUGCACACUAGCCACCACCAACCCAGCCUCUGACCGAGGCCUGUGGGGUCCACCUGCCAUGGGGCGCGAGGGGGGGGAAAGGAAACAAAACAAUCAUGCAGCGACGCUAGCAGCACGCGUGCGGUGAUUGAUGCACAGUGGUGGCGCGAGCAAGCAUUCCUGUGUUAGCUUAAUUGAUGCCGGUCGGUCCACAUGAUUGUCGAUAAUGCCGCUCAAACCCUUAAAUGCUGGGUUCUUCUUCCCCGGUCUCACCCUCUCACUACGUAGUGACACGAUUAUCAUUGCACCACCCUCCCUCACUCACUAACUCCCGCCAUCACCUCUCUAGACACACAGAAAGCCACUACGGUUACCUGGCACCGGCAGCGCAGCCAGGGCAGAGCACGGAACCAACCAAUCGCAGAGGCGAACGGGGCCAAGGGCAAUCAGAUUCAGACAGAUGAGGAGCUCACCGCACUUGCUCGGAAUCCUCCUCCCCCUCCUCCUCGCGCUCCCGCCGCCGGCGGCGAACGCGCUGUCGGCGGACGGGCUGGCUCUUCUGGCGUUGAAGUCGGCGGUGACGGACGAUCCGUCCUCCACGCUCUCCACCUGGUCCGACGCCGACGCCGACCCCUGCCGCUGGGUGGGCGUGACCUGCGCCAACACCUCCUCCUCCGGCCCGCGCGUCGUCGGCGUGGCCGUCGCGGCGAAGAACCUGUCCGGCCACCUCCCCUCCGAGCUCGGCUCCCUCCCGUUCCUCCGCCGCCUCAACCUCCACGGUAACCGGCUCUCGGGCGCCGUACCGCCCGCGCUCGCCAACGCCACCUCCCUCCGCUCCCUCUUCCUCUACGACAACCGCCUCACGGGCCCGCUCCCCGCCGCCGCGCUGUGCGCGCUCCCGCGGCUGCAGAACCUCGACCUGUCCCGGAACACGCUGGGCGGCGCGCUGCCGCCGGAGCUCGCGCGGUGCGGGCAGCUGCAGCGGCUGCUCCUUGCCGACAAUGGGUUCUCCGGGAGCGUGCCGGCGGGGGUGUGGACGGGGAUGGCGGGGCUGCAGAUGCUGGAUUUGUCGGGCAAUAACUUCUCCGGCGCCAUCCCCGCGGAGCUCGGGAAGCUACCCGCGCUCGCCGGCACGCUGAACCUGUCACGCAACCACCUCUCCGGUGGGGUGCCGGCGGAGCUCGGGCGGCUGCCGGCCACCGUCACGCUCGACCUCCGCUUCAACAACCUCUCCGGCGAGAUCCCGCAGUCGGGGUCGCUCGCCAGCCAGGGCCCCACCGCGUUCCUCAACAACCCGGGGCUCUGCGGCUUCCCGCUCCAGGUACCCUGCCGCGCCGCGGCCCCGUCGGCUUCGUCCUCAUUGUCCCCGCCGGCCCCGUCGUCCUCGGCCGCAGCGUCCGGAGGCGCCCGGCAGCCGAUCAGGACGAGCCUCAUCGUGCUCAUCUCGGUCGCCGACGCGGCGGGCGUCGCGCUCAUCGGCGUCGUCGCGGUCUACGUGUACUGGAAGGUCCGCGACCGGCGCCGAGCCGCAGACAAUGCCAAGGACAAGGGCGGCGGCGGCGAUGACGAGGAGGAAGGGCGCGGCCAAUGCCCGUGCCCGUGCAUGCGUGCCGACGCGUGCACGGACUCGUCCUCGGACUGCUCCGACGACGACGGCGGCGGAGACGGCAAGUGCAGCGGCGGCGGCGGUAACUCCGGAGCAGGGGACGUCGGCGGCGAGCUGGUGGCGAUCGACAAGGGGUUCAAGAUGGAGCUGGACGAGCUGCUCCGCUCCUCGGCGUACGUGCUGGGGAAGGGCGGGAAGGGGAUCGUGUACAAGGUGGUGGUGGGUAACGGGACGACGCCCGUGGCCGUGCGCCGGCUCGGCGGCGGCGCCGCCGCACCGGAGCGGUACCGGGAGUUCGCAGCGGAGGCCGGCGCCGUCGGGCGGGUGCGCCACCCCAACGUCGUGCGCCUGCGCGCAUACUACUGGUCCGCUGACGAGAAGCUCGUCGUCACCGAUUUCGUCAACAACGGCAACCUCGCCGCGGCGCUGCGCGGCCGGUCCGGGCAGCCAAGCCUGUCAUGGUCACUGCGGCUGCGGAUCGCCAAGGGCGCGGCGCGCGGGCUGGCGCACCUCCACGAGUGCAGCCCGCGCCGGUUCGUCCACGGCGAGGUCAAGCCCUCCAACAUCCUGCUCGACGCCGACUACAACGCGCUCGUCGCCGACUUCGGGCUCGCGCGCCUCCUCACCAUCGCCGGCUGCACCGACGUCUACUCCGUCGCGGGCUCCGGCGGCAUCAUGGGCGGCGCGCUGCCCUACGCCAGGCCCGCCGCCCUGGCGGCGGACAGGUCCGGCGCGGCGUACCGCGCCCCCGAGGCACGCGCGCCGGCGGGGCCGGGCGCGCGGCCGCCGAGCCAGAAGUCCGACGUGUACUCGUUCGGCGUCGUGAUUCUCGAGUUGCUCACGGGGAAGGCGCCCGAGCACGGCUCGCCGUCCGCGUCGUCGUCGUCGUCGGCGUCCUUCUUGCCGGGGCACGGCGGCGAGCAGCAGGAGGCCCCGGAGCUCGAGAGGUGGGUGCGGCGGGGGUUCGAGGAGGCGCGGCCGCUGUCGGAGCUGGCCGACGAAGCCGUGCUGCGGGACGCCGGCGCGCGGAAGGAGGUGAUCGCGGCGUUCCACGUCGCGCUCGGGUGCGUCGAGGCGGACCCGGAGCGCCGGCCAAGGAUGAAGGCCGUCUCCGACAGCCUCGACAAGAUCGGGGCGUGACUUGUCGUCAGUUCGUCACUGCUGGGUCAAAAAUGGUGCUGGAGUUCUACAUUUCCCCCCCGUAAUUAUGCAUAUCGUUAUUGUUCUUCUCAUUUUUUAUUUUUCGUUUUCUCCCCUUUGAGGCAAUAAUGAUUUGUAGAAAUAUAUAGCACGGGAGCUUAUUUACUUUGGCAUCAUCAGUUUUGUGCACUAGUACGUACUUCAUAGUUGGCUACACGAAUUCUGACUUGUGACCUUAUUUGUGCCCACGAUUUGGCUUCAUAAACUCGAAUACCAGGAAUCAUUUGCAAAA